This is a messenger RNA of Pyricularia pennisetigena, 717 nucleotides long. RefSeq lists its product as uncharacterized. The record is from RefSeq and is a predicted model, not a curated record. The transcript is spliced from 2 exons. NCBI's taxonomy places the organism in Eukaryota, Fungi, Ascomycota, Sordariomycetes, Magnaporthales, Pyriculariaceae. The coding region runs from base 1 to 717 and encodes 238 amino acids.
AUGGACGGCGACACGCGCAGGUACGGCGUGCUUGGCGGCAGGUUGCGCAGGUCCGCGUUGGGGCCCGAGAUGCGCGCCCAGUCGAGCGGCGAGUGGCCCGGUGCGAGGGCUACGAGGCGGGACCGGGAGGGUGCGGGCGCGUUGGUAUGCGUCGGCGGUGGGGCGAGCGAGGAAGAUCCCGGCGGGCCGCGGCUGGGGAUCGGCAGCGUCGAGCGCGACAGCGAGGAUGCCGACGGCGAGGAUUGCGUCAGUGGCGGGAGGCGAGGCGGCUGUGGUGCACCGAGGGAGCGUCGCGCCGGCGGAGGCGCCAUUGCGCCCGGCCGUGGAGGGGGUGCCAUUGUCCCUGGGCGCGGGGGCGGCGCCAUGAGGCCCGGUUGGGGGAGUUUGUUCGGUGCGGAUAGCGAGGGUGCCGCGGGAGAAAGGGAGAAGCUCGGAACAGGUGCCGCAGCGGUUGCCGGCGCUGCCGAGGCCUUGGGCGUGGUCGCUACAUCGUCUUCCUCUGUGUCCUUGCUUGCAGUUAUCGAUGGUGGUGAUUUUGGCACAUCCUUUGUCUUUUCGAUUGGUGCAUCACCCAGCUGCGGUGGUUUUGGUGACGCCGCCUCCUUUACGAGCGGAACUGUGCUCUCGUCGCCGGGAUUCCGCUUCUCAUCGGUCUUCCGCUCCGCGUUCGGAGACGGCGGCAGCUGUGGGGUGGCCAGCCAUAACGACCGGAGAUAG